Babesia bovis T2Bo is the source of this 1025-nucleotide messenger RNA. Its product is annotated as putative integral membrane protein. The record is from RefSeq and is a predicted model, not a curated record. The coding region runs from base 19 to 996 and encodes 325 amino acids. The transcript is spliced from 4 exons. Lineage: Eukaryota; Apicomplexa; Aconoidasida; Piroplasmida; Babesiidae.
UAUAUGAAAUAAUGCAUAAUGGUUACACUACUAAGACGCUGUUUGUUUGUAUGGUCAGAUUUUAGAAUAAAAUGGGCUCGUCGAAGAUAUCUCUGGCGAGCCAGUUUCUACUACAACAGUGUCAGUUGUAUUCUCGUUGUCGGGCUCAUACUCACCUUCAUUCUACAUUAUCUCAUUUCUAAAUACAGUUUCUUUGUAAAUUACAGCUGCUCCGCAAGGAGUACGAAGAACAUUGUGUCUGUAAUACUUGUGGAAAUGGUAAUAAUUGGUACCUUGCUGCUAAUUACUAUUCUACUUGGGCGACUCUGUAACCUAUUUUCAAAUUAUUCCAUAGAUGAGUGCAGUUCAUCUAGAAGACUUUUUAAAACAUUGGGGUUUACCCUUAAAUGGUUACCGUCUAUCGCAGGUGUCCUCAUGUUUUCUUUAACGAUGCUUCAAUUGUGUUGCUUGAUAUGGACAAUCGUUAGUCCGAGGCAUUGGUGUGGGAACCGUUUUAACGAAUCAGCUGUUAAUGCUGUUAAGAAUUGUAGAAUAAUACACUACAAUUAUGCUGGAUGUAAACUAAACUUCCAAAUUACAACUAAAAAGGAGAUUAGAGAAUGCAAUAAUCCGGGAUAUCUAACAAAGAAACGCCUGAUAUUACUUGCGUUAUCCGAUGAUGACGAAUCUUGUACUGUGGAGGACAUCGCAGUAUGCAAAGCACUUUCACUAGUGUUUGAUGGCAAAGACGUAAAUUGGCAUUCGGGUCAGCUACUUGGGUGUCUUGGGCGUCUUCCCAAGAAUGAUGAACCACUGUUUGAUACCUUGAAUCCAAGUGAUUUGUAUAGAUAUUUAAUGUUAUUUCACAUAACUGGGACUGUAUGUAGCUCAUUGAUCAUUGUUUUCUUUUAUAUCGUUAAAUUUAUCACGGAGUACGACGCCAUGAUAUACCAAGCUAGGAACUCUAAUGAUAAUAUUUGCAUCAAACUCAUGCGCCCUAUUACUAUGUGGUCAUAGUAUCAUUCUAAGCCCGAAAUAACACAUUA